UUUUGAAAUGCGGUGACUUCGCGGGCUUGCGGUGAAUUUCAAUGUGCUUUUCAACACCGCGCUGAACAGACGUUUUUGUUUUGCCUUCGCGAAUCGAAAAUCGCGACCAAUUUCGACGGCGGAGAAAUUGCUAAAAAGUUAACAAACAAACACGUUUUCCGGAUCACCACGUGGUAAAGAGAAAGUUCAAGGACGCACACAAACCGCAUAGAUAUCCAAAGCUGUAAAAUAUAUAAAUAAAACGCGUGUCUUACAGCAAUUAAAAGUAAAAAUCAGAGAAAGAAAGUGAAACAUAAACAAAUAAGGCUCUGUAAAAAAACGGUUAACAAUAACCCACCAUUCACCAUUGUGUGUGCAGAAGCAAAAACGAAGAAGAUCAAACAACAACAACAAGAACAAUUUCUACUGCGCCGCAGCUUUUUACCGUUGUAGUCGGCUCCACAUCGCCAAAAAAAUUUGAGAACGAACACGAGGACAGCCAUCAAUUAAAAGCGAAAAGCAUUGGAAAAUCGGGGACCGGCGGUGGAAACUGCGAACUUUGUGUUUUUGCGCAGAUUUUCGGAAAGUCGAGGAGGCCGGAAGGCGGGGCAAGGCGGCGUCAUUGAACGCAGAGAUCCCGGACGACGCAGCCGUUGAGCUGUUGUCCGGGACGGAGAACCAAUUCAAUAACAACAACAACAGCAAAAGAGGAGGAGGUGGGCGGAGGAGGAGGGUUUACAGACUAUAGAAGUCACCCACGCACCCGUUCUCUCAUUGAUUGCAACCUCUUGAAGCAACAGAAUGAUCUCAAAUAAAAAAUCGUACGCUAUGAAAAUGCUGCAGCUGGCUUUGGCCUUAAGUCUGCUGCACUACAAUCCGGAUUACCUGCUCCAUCGCUGGGACUCGCAGCUGGAACUGGGCUCCCAAGGCGAUGGCUGGGAGCUGGAAAUGCUGCGCACGGUCCACCGACUGGACAUGGAUCAAAACCCCUAUGGAAAUCGGAAAGGAUUGAGUCCCCGGAUCGAGGAUCUGCUCAACUUUGAUGAUCCCUCCCUCGGAGGAGUGGGAAACGGAGUGGGGGAGUACAAACUCCCCACCAGUUUCAAUGGCAGCACCUUUGUAAUGAACUUGCACAACACCACUGGGAACAGUAGUGUCCAGACGGCUGCUCUGCAGGAUGUACAGAGCAACAGUGCUGGAGCUUCUGCCAGUUCGGUGGGUUCCGGUGGUGGUGCACCCACAUCCGGAGGUCCAACUGGUGGCUCUUCACUGGGAGAAAUUCACAUCGAUACCGCUUCGCUUGCCACUGGAAAUGCCAACCAUUCGCUACUGCAUCCUGCCCCCGAAAUGGACAUUUUCCUCUCCCCGCAAUCACUGCAGGACCAACGCUCUAUAUGGGAACAGAACCUAGCGGAUCUGCAUGACUAUAACGAUCUGAAUCUACAAACCAGUCCAUAUGCAAACCUACCCCUUAAGGAUGGCCAGCAACAGCCGCCGAAUAGCUCGCAUUUGGAUCUCAGUUUGGCAGCACUACUCCAUGGAUUCACCGGCGGAAGUGCCACGCCCCUGAGCAACGCCGCCCUUAAUGACAGCACACCACACCCCAGAAACAUGGGCAGCGUCACAAACAACUCGGCGGGAAGAAGUGAUGAGGACGACGAGGAGAGCCUGUAUUUGGGUCGAUUGUUUGGCCAGGACGAGGAUGACGAGUACGAGGGCGAAAUGGCCGGUGGAGUGGCCAAUGCCUGCGAGGUGGAGGGUCUGACCACCGACGAGCCCUUCGGCAGCGCCACCUUCGCUAACGAGGUGGAAAUCGGAGAUGACGAGGAGGAGAGUGAGAUCGCCGAGGUCCUGUACAAGCAGGAUGUGGAUUUGGGCUUCAGCUUGGAUCAAGAGGACAUCAUCAAUGCCUCCUACGCCAGUGGAAAUAGUGGAGCUAAUGCCGCCAAGUCGAAGCCGCAGGAUGAGGCCAAGUCCUCGGAUCCUUCGAUGUCCGAGGCAAAUGCCUUCAAGGACACCGAUGUGACCGCCGAGAACGAGGCUAGUGGCGCCUCUGCCGACGAUAUCGAGAAGUUGAAAGCUCUGGAGGAGCUUCAGCAAGAUAAGGACAAGGACAAUGAGAACCCCCUGGAGGACAUUACCAAUGAAUGGAACGGAAUACCCUUUACCAUCGAUAACGAAACUGGUGAAUACAUUCGCUUGCCCCUGGAUGACUUGCUGAACGACGUACUGAAGCUUUCUGAAUUCCCGCUCGAAGACGAGUUAUCCAACGAUCCGGUGGCCUCCACUUCGCAGGCGGCCGCUGCUUUGAACGAGAACCAAGGACAACGGAUUGUUUCGGAGACCGGCGAGGACAUCCUCGGCGGCGAAGGACUUCCCAGCAAGCAACGCAGAGUCGGAGCGGAGGGCAGGGACAACGAUCCGGAGAAGGGCGACGGAGACAGCUUCUCGGUCAGCGACUUCGAGGACCUGCAGAACUCCGUGGGCUCGCCCCUGUUUGACUUAGAUGAGGACGCCAAGAAGGAGCUAGACGAGAUGUUGCAAUCCACGGCUCCGCCCUACCACCACCCCCAUCCGCACCACGGCCAUCCCCACGCGCACCCCCACAGCCACCACCAUGCCACGAUGCACCACGCCCAUGCCCAUCACGCUGCCGCCGCAGCUGCCGCCCAUCAGCGAGCGGUGCAGCAGGCCAACUACGGCGGUGGAGUCGGCGUGGGCGUGGGCGUCGGCGUCGGAGUGGGCGUGGGCAGCGGCACGGGCAGCGCCUUCCAGCGGCAGCCAGCUGCCAGCGGAUUCCAUCAUGGCCAUCACCAGGGCCGCAUGCCGCGUCUGAAUCGCAGCGUUUCGAUGGAGCGUCUCCAGGACUUUGCCACCUACUUCAGCCCGAUCCCCAGCAUGGUGGGUGGUGUCUCGGACAUGUCGCCCUACUCGCACCACUACCCGGGUUACUCCUACCAGGCGAGUCCCUCGAACGGAGCCCCCACUCCCGGCCAGCAUGGUCAGUACGGAAGUGGGGCAGCGGCUCCGUUGCAGCCACCCCCACCACCGCCGCCGCACCACGCGGCCAUGCUGCACCACCCGAAUGCCGCUCUGGGCGAGAUCUGCCCCACCGGCCAGCCCCACUAUGGCCACAAUCUGGGCUCGGCGGUCAGCUCCAGCAUGCAUCUUACCAAUUCCAGCCAUGAAGCUGAUGGCGCCGCCGCAGCUGCAGCUGCCUACAAGGUGGAGCACGAUCUGAUGUACUACGGGAACACUUCUUCGGACAUUAACCAAACGGAUGGCUUCAUCAACUCCAUCUUCACCGAUGAGGAUCUCCACUUGAUGGACAUGAAUGAGAGCUUCUGUCGCAUGGUGGACAACAGCACCAGCAACAACUCCUCGGUUCUGGGCUUGCCCAGCAGUGGACAUGUCAGCAACGGCUCUGGCAGCUCGACUCAACUGGCGGCGGGCAAUCCGCACGGCAACCAGGCCAACGGAGCAACCGGCGGCGUGGGCCCAAUGAGCGGCUCGGCUGUGGGCACUGGAGCAGCGGGCAUGACUGCUGAUCUACUGGCCAGCGGCGGUGCAGGAGCACAGGGCGGUGCGGAUCGCUUGGACGCGUCCAGCGACAGUGCUGUCAGUUCGAUGGGUUCGGAGCGAGUGCCGUCCCUCUCCGACGGGGAGUGGGGCGAGGGCAGCGACUCGGCCCAAGAUUAUCAUCAGGGAAAAUACGGUGGCCCCUAUGACUUUAGCUACAACAACAAUUCGCGGCUGAGCACGGCCACACGUCAGCCGCCGGUGGCGCAAAAGAAGCAUCAGCUGUACGGCAAGCGGGAUCCCCACAAGCAGACGCCCUCGGCUCUGCCGCCCACCGCUCCGCCGGCCACUGCAACGGCAGUCCAGUCGCAGAGCAUCAAGUACGAGUUCGAUGCUGGCUACGCCUCCUCGGGAAUGGCCAGCGGUGGCAUCACCGAACCCGGAGCUAUGGGACCUGCUCUAUCCAAGGACUACCAUCAUCAUCAGGCCUACGGAAUGGGAGCCAGCGGCAGCAGCUUCUCCGGGGACUAUACAGUGCGACCUUCGCCAAGGACUUCGCAGGACUUGGUGCAACUGAAUCACACCUACUCGCUGCCCCAGGGAAGUGGAUCCCUGCCCAGACCCCAGGCACGCGAUAAGAAGCCGAUGGUGGCCACUAAGACCGCUUCGAAGGGAACGAGUGCCGGCAGCAGCAGCAGUGCCGGCGGAAGUAGCAGUGGCAUGGAGGACGAGCAUUUGACACGCGACGAGAAGCGUGCCCGAUCCCUGAACAUACCCAUUUCGGUGCAAGACAUCAUCAACCUGCCCAUGGAUGAGUUCAACGAGCGGUUGUCCAAGUACGACCUUAGCGAGAAUCAGUUGUCGUUGAUCCGGGACAUUCGUCGGCGGGGCAAGAACAAGGUGGCUGCCCAGAACUGCCGCAAACGCAAACUGGACCAGAUUCUAACCCUCGAGGAUGAGGUGAACGCGGUGGUCAAGCGCAAGACGGAGCUGAAUCAGGCCCGCGAUCAUCUGGAGAGCGAGCGCAAGAGGAUUUCGAACAAGUUUGCCAUGCUGCAUCGCCAUGUCUUCCAGUAUCUGCGGGAUCCCGAGGGCAAUCCCUGCUCGCCGGCGGACUACAGCUUGCAACAGGCUGCCGAUGGCUCCGUUUACUUGCUGCCUCGCGACAAGUCGGAGGGUAAUAGUACGGCCACCGCUGCCUCGAAUGCAGUGUCGUCGGCUGGCGCAGGAAGUCUGAACGGGCAUGGAGCCACCCAGGCGCCCAUGCAUGGCCAUCACAGCCAACACGGAAUGCAGGCGCAACAUGUGGGCAGUGGAAUGUCGCAGCAGCAGCAGUCGAGGUUGCCGCCCCACCUGCAACAGCAGCAGCCGCAGCAACAUCAUCUGCAGACGCAGCAACAGCAGCCGGGAGGUCAGCAGCAACAGCAGCACCGCAAGGAAUGAAAGUACCUGUUGCGUAUUGCCGCAACUAAGAGUUGGUUCACUAGCUUCCAGCGCGAGCAGCAGCAUCGAUCCGAGCAGCAGCAACAGCAGUUCGAUUACCGCUACGACAUGUUGAACAACAGUUACCUGUACUACUAAGCGGCGACUUGGUUACUCCUCUUCAGUACUAGUUGCAACAUGUUGCUGGCAACAUUUGUUGGACCUGCUGCUGUCGGCCAAUUUGAGCUGCCUCAUUCAUCGCACCAAUCCUCCUCCCAUUUAUGGUUUACUCAUUUAGUCAGCAUGAUUGUUAUUUAUUUUUUAAUUAAUUAAUUAUCUGGACUCGACCAGAGUUCGUCUUGCAAGUGGUUACCCCUUCCGGAGUGUGCGUGCGAAGCCUUUUUACUUAAUUGCAAUUACUAAAAAACAUUACUUGUGAUAAAUCAGUUUGUCAACUAUGAAUUCUUGGCGCCGCGGAACGCAAGCUCACAGACAAAAACCCAGAGAGAAACAGAGCCGAACCGAAUGUAAUCAAAUAUGCUUGAAAUGAAUUUGUAAAUCAGUAAACAACUCACAUUCACAAUCACCCAUUACUUAUCAACGCGUCGUCCAACAAUAUUUGAUGGUGAAACCGUUUACGUCUCUACUAUAUUAGCUUGUAAAAUAUGAAAACACAAAGAUGGAUGUAGAGAAAUGUAUAAAUUAGAUGAUAGGCACACAAAACACAAAAACAGUUGUAAAGGUUGAAAAAUAUUGCUGGACAUUUCAUGAAUUACGCCCGUAAAGCACUUAAUCGUAAGUUAUCAUCUAGUGAGAGAUCUACCACAUAGGUACAUAUUGUAAAUCGUUCUAAAUUCAUAAGGCAUUUAUCAAAAUCCCAUUCUCAAAAAGUAACACAAAUUAGCGUAUCAUUCGGGCUAGCUUUUAGCAUUUGUAAAUACAAAAUUAAACUUAGCUAACAUUUAACCAACCAGCACUAGGCUAUAGUAAGAGUGUGCUAAAACACCUCACAGAAACUAAAGAAAAAACAAAAAAAAAAGAGAAACAGAUACAAAAACUAAACAAAAAUAAUUGCCCUUGCUAGGGCGGCCCCUUAACUGUCCUGGUAACGGCUUAGUUGAUAAGCGAUUAAGAGAUAUUAAUAUUUAAUAUUCUUAAACACGUCCUAAAGCAUAAAGAGUUUAACUUUAAACUAAGCUACAGCUAUGCGUAAUGAUUAAACAUACAAAUACGAUAUCAACUUAAACAGAUCCGCUACGAAAACGAAACAAAAAUCUAUUGUUAAUAUAGGCAUAUGUAUUUUAAUUGUUGUAAUGAAUUUCGCGCACAUUUAAAGGUCGAUUUUCACAGGUCGAAAACGAAAACUUCGAAAUUCAUUGAAAAUGCGCAACUUUAAUAAAAGGAAUUAUUUGUUGUAAAUUGAAAUUUAACUAAAUAACUACUACUGUACUACUACGCCUACGGACAUAUAAAAUAAAUUAAAAGAACCCCUUCGCAUAUUCUAUUAACGUAAAUUUUGAUUAAAAGGGGAUCCGGAAUUGCAAAGAUCUCUGAGCUCCCCUUGACCAAUCAAUCCCCUGUACUUGUAUGUCGCUAUAUAUUUGUGUAUGUUUCAUAUGAGAAAUUUGUAUGCUUUAAAAAUGAUAAACUUUUCCUCAGCUAAACAAAGAAAACGUCAAAAUUAAAGAAAAACAACUAAAAAAUA
Drosophila ficusphila is the source of this 6625-nucleotide messenger RNA. It is a transcript of the gene cnc, whose product is annotated as segmentation protein cap'n'collar. Gene Ontology annotation, cellular component: nucleus. The record is from RefSeq and is a predicted model, not a curated record. Gene Ontology annotation, molecular function: DNA-binding transcription factor activity, RNA polymerase II-specific; RNA polymerase II cis-regulatory region sequence-specific DNA binding. NCBI's taxonomy places the organism in Eukaryota, Metazoa, Arthropoda, Insecta, Diptera, Drosophilidae. Gene Ontology annotation, biological process: regulation of transcription by RNA polymerase II.